Puccinia triticina is the source of this 423-nucleotide messenger RNA. RefSeq lists its product as uncharacterized. Bases 1 to 423 code for a protein of 140 amino acids. The record is from RefSeq and is a predicted model, not a curated record. Lineage: Eukaryota; Fungi; Basidiomycota; Pucciniomycetes; Pucciniales; Pucciniaceae. The transcript has 3 exons. Gene Ontology annotation, cellular component: preribosome, large subunit precursor.
AUGGCAAAAUCAUUGAGAUCGAAGACAGAGAAAGAGGAGCUGACCAAGGAUAAAUUAUACUCACAUCUUACACGAAACCCAGGCAAGCGUGCAUUCAGGGCGAAGAAAAGGACGUCGACUUCUUCGGAUUAUCAAAAAACUGAGGCAGAACGAUUAAUGAGACUUUCGAAAAAACUUACGGGAUCUUCUGGAGAGGGUGCCGAGGAAGGAUCUUCGACAGCCCAAGAGAUGCAAAUCGAUGAAGGUUCGGAAACUCAAGACGAUUCUGCCUCGAAGCCAACGCCCAAGGUCACAACACAUGGUCCUCGGAUGAGUGGACGAGAGGUGUGGAAAGCGUCCAAACGAGGUAUCCAACUUCGACGCGCACCCAGCACGACGGUAUGGCACAAACGUUCAACUGGGAAACCUCAAAGGCGGAGAUAA